Molecule: messenger RNA, 1641 nt
Organism: Larimichthys crocea (large yellow croaker)
Lineage: Eukaryota; Metazoa; Chordata; Actinopteri; Sciaenidae
Product: acidic mammalian chitinase
Exons: 11
Coding region: 48-1499 (483 amino acids)
Biological process (GO): chitin catabolic process; carbohydrate metabolic process
Cellular component (GO): extracellular region
Molecular function (GO): chitin binding; chitinase activity
Source: RefSeq, a predicted model, not a curated record
GACUAUAAAAGAGUCGGCUGGACCUCAGUUCGUUGUACAGAAGCACCAUGGGCAAGCUACUUAUCUGCGUCGGACUGGCUCUCCUGCUGCACGUGCAGCUAGGAUCAUCCUACAUCCUCUCCUGUUAUUUCACUAACUGGGGACAGUACCGUCCCGGAGCAGGCAAGUAUUUCCCCACCAACAUUGACCCAUGUCUCUGUGACCACCUCAUCUAUGCCUUCGCUGGAAUGGACAACAACAUGAUCAAGACCUACGAGUGGGACGAUGAGAAACUCUACGGACAGUUCCAGGCCCUGAAGAACCAGAACAGCAACCUGAAGACUCUGCUGGCCAUUGGAGGAUGGAACUUCGGCACUCAGAAGUUCACGGCUAUGGUUUCCUCUGCUGCCAACCGUCAGACCUUCAUCAACAGUGUGAUCCAGUUCCUGCGCCAGUAUGAGUUUGAUGGUCUGGAUAUCGACUGGGAGUACCCUGGCUCUCGUGGCUCCCCACCUCAGGAUAAGGAGCGCUACACCGUCCUGGUCCAGGAGAUGAUGAACGCCUUUGUGGCUGAAGGCAAGAAGACCAACCGUCCUCGCCUGUUGCUGACUGCUGCCGUCUCUGCUGGAAAGGGAACCAUCGAAACUGGAUACCAGAUUGCCCAGCUUGGAGCUGUGCUGGACUACUUCCACGUCAUGACCUACGACUUCCACGGUUCAUGGGAGCACAAUGUCGGAGAGAACAGCCCCCUGUACAAGGGCCCCGCUGACCAGGGAGCCAUGAUCUACUUCAAUGUGGACUAUGCCAUGAACUACUGGAAGAGCAACGGUGCCCCAGCUGAGAAGCUGCUGGUUGGUUUCCCCACCUACGGCCACACCUUCCGCCUGGCUUCCUCUAACACAGCUGUGGGCGCUCCUGCCAGCGGACCUGGAGCUGCUGGACCUUUCACCCGUCAGGCUGGUUUCUGGGCCUACUAUGAGAUCUGCACUUUCCUGAAGCAGGGAGCCACUCAGGCUUGGGAUAGCACCCAGGAUGUGCCAUAUGCCUACAACCAGGGAACCUGGGUCGGAUAUGACAACGUCAAGAGCUUCAACAUUAAGAUUCAGUGGCUGAAGCAGAGUGGUUUUGGUGGAGCCAUGGUGUGGAGUUUGGAUCUGGAUGACUUCAGCGGCACUUUCUGUGGCCAGGGAAAAUACCCCCUGAUCAGCACCAUCAAGAGCGGACUGGGAACUGGAGCUUCCUGCGCUUCCCGUCCCGACCCCCUGCCUCCAGUCACACCAACCCACGCUCAGCCCCAGCCCCAGCCCGGUGGUGGCGGCAGCAGCGGCGGUGGCAGCAGCAGCGGUGGUGGCAGCAGCAGCGGUGGAUCUGGCUUCUGCGCUGGCAAGGCUAACGGACUCUACCCCGACCCAACCAACAAGAACCACUUCUAUGAGUGCGACCAGGGACAGACCUAUGACCAGCACUGUGCUGCCGGCCUGGUGUUCGAUACCAGCUGCAAGUGCUGCAACUGGGCUUAAACAAUCCAUGGUUGUACUUCACUAGGUUAGGAGCUGGGUCAACUAUCAUUUAACAUAAGACCAUCCAACCAAGGCCCAUUCGAGAACAGCUCUGUAACACCUGUCACUGAUGUAACUUAAAUAAACAUCGCAUCUAAAGCAA